AGUCACCGCGCCCUUGCAAACGAGACGAUUACUAAUUCAGCACUGACUGUAUAAUUGGACCGACAGGGGGACACCAACGCACUCUGCCUCUGUAUAAAAAGUGAAGAUCACUGCAGGUAAAAGUAUUCCAACAGUGAACGUCGAGAUGGCUCCAUAUCUGUCCUUACUGCUGCUGUUUGCAUACGCCUCCACUGGCUCUUCAGAUCCAAAUAGCUGCAGGGGCCGUUGUGGAGAAGGCUAUUACAGAGGAAGUUUGUGCCAGUGUGACUACGAGUGCCUGGGCUUAAACGAGUGCUGUACAGACUUUACACAGUUGUGUACUACAAAGGACUCAUGCAAAGGACGCUGUGGGGAGCCUUUUCAUAGAGGCAAUCCAUGUCACUGUGAUAUCGACUGUGUCUCAUAUACUCAGUGCUGCCCUGAUUAUGAGAACAUGUGCUUGGUAGAAGAUACUGCCUUAAAGCCAAGAAACACUGCCACCGCAAGGAUCGCUAACUUAUGCCUAAACAUAAAGAAUAAAAAGCCUACAGAAACCUCUAAUGAGGAGAUGACCAAUGAUGAAGGGAUUGGUGAGGCAGAAGAGGUAACGACCCCUGAAGAUGAGAGUGAGUCUACACCUUCGGAGGGCCUUGAUGCGAGCAGCACACUCCCUGCUGAUGAGAACCCAAUAGAAAGUCCAUCAAGCACAGCAACAGAGGGUCCUACUAACUCAGAAUCAACAGAAGGCCCAACAAGCACAAAACCAGAGGGUCCUACUAGCUUAGAACCAACAGAAGGUUCAUCAAGCACCACACCAGAAGGUCCUAGUAGCUCAGAACCAGUUUUGGAACCAACAGAACUUCCAUCAAUCGCAGCACCAACAGAAGGUCCUAUAAGCUCAGAAACAACAGAAGAUCAACCAAGUGCAGCACCAACAGAGGGUCCACCGGUUCCAGCAACAACAGUGGGUCCAACUAGCUCAGAACCAACAGAACCUCCAUCAAGUGCAGCAACAACAGAGGGUCCUACUAGCUCAGAAACAACAGAUGGUCCAUCAAGUGCAGCAACAACAGAGAGUCCUACUUUCUCAGAAACAACCGAAGGUCCAUCAACCACAGCACCAACAGAUGUUCCAUUAAGCGCAGAACCAACAGAUGUUCCAUUAAGUGCAGAACCAACAGAUGGUCCAUCAAGCACAGCACAAACUCUAGGUCUUCCAAGUGCAGCACCAGCAGAAGGUCCUUCAAGCUUAAUGCCAACAGAGAAUCCUACUAGCACAGGACCAACAUCACAGAGUGAGGAACCAAAAGAAUCUCUCAAGGAUCCCAUAACUACCCCUGUCCCAAAGAAGACACUAUCCACUCCUGCUCCAGUGAAACCAACAAAAAAACCUAUUAAACCUAGCGUAGACAACGACAAAUCUGAACCAAAGGAACCUCUUAAGGACCCUACUGAUCUUGUUCCAAUAAAACUAGAAGAAAAACCUCUUAAACCAAGCUCAGACAAGAAUGGCAAAACAGAUAGUAAUAAAGAUUAUCAAGCUGAUGAUUACGACACUAACCUCUGCAGUGGGCGUCCAGUCAGUGGUUUGACUACUCUCAGAAAUGGCACCAUUGUGGUGUUCAGAGGACAUUAUUUUUGGACACUGGACAAACAGAGAAAUCCUGAUCCUCCUCAGUUAAUUACACAGGUGUGGGGAAUCCCAUCUCCCAUCGACACGGUUUACACCCGCUGCAACUGCCAGGGCAAAACCUACUUCUUCAAGGGAAGGAACUACUGGAGGUUUGAGAAUGGUAUGAUGGAUCCUGGCUUUCCCAAACCCAUCAGCCAGGGCUUCGGACAGAUCGGGCAUAUCACAGCUGCUUUAUCUAUACCCGAGUACAGAAGCAGAAAAGAGUCUGUAAUCUUCUUCAAAAGAGGUGGAAUGGCACAAAAAUACACGUACCAGGUUACUCCAAAAUGUGGGAAAAAGCCAAGAAUUUCUGUGUAUACAGUGAGGACAAGAGCCAGACGACAAGCUGACGCAGCUCUGGGGCAGGUGAUCAGUAUCUCAAAAACCUGGAAAGGAUUUCCAACAGUGGUCACCUCAUCCGUGUCUGUUCCCUCAAGGGUGAAAGAGGGAUACAAGUAUUACGUAUUCUCUCCAAACAAAUAUUACAGCAUGAAAAUGGAAAGAGAAAAACCAGUGAUCCUAAAACCUGCUGUUGGUCCAAAGGAAAACUCCGCAACCAGCUUCUUUAAAUGCCCAGAAAAAUUGAGGCAUUAAAUGUUUUUCCCUCAUUCCAUAUAGGUGAUCCUGAAGGAGAAGUCUCUGGGGUAUAUGUGCAACAAUAGCUGAAAAUAUGAUGUAUCAAUUGUUUUUUUUUUUUUAUGAGAAAAAUUAUUAGGAUAUUAAGUAAAGAUAAUGUUCCAUGAAGAUAUUUUGUAAAUUUCCUACUGUAAAUAUUAAAACUUUUGAUUAGUAA
This is a messenger RNA of Puntigrus tetrazona (Sumatra barb), 2444 nucleotides long. RefSeq names its product proteoglycan 4b (gene prg4b). NCBI's taxonomy places the organism in Eukaryota, Metazoa, Chordata, Actinopteri, Cypriniformes, Cyprinidae. The transcript has 14 exons. Bases 146 to 2245 code for a protein of 699 amino acids. Gene Ontology annotation, molecular function: polysaccharide binding; scavenger receptor activity. The record is from RefSeq and is a predicted model, not a curated record. Gene Ontology annotation, biological process: immune response.